This is a messenger RNA of Xenopus tropicalis (tropical clawed frog), 1079 nucleotides long. It is a transcript of the gene derl2, whose product is annotated as derlin 2. Gene Ontology annotation, biological process: cellular response to stress; proteasomal protein catabolic process. The record is from RefSeq and is marked provisional. Gene Ontology annotation, cellular component: endoplasmic reticulum membrane. NCBI's taxonomy places the organism in Eukaryota, Metazoa, Chordata, Amphibia, Anura, Pipidae.
GUGGGAGACAGCAAGAUGGCGUACCAGACAUUCCGGCAGGAGUAUAUGCAGAUUCCACCGGUGACACGAGCAUAUACAACAGCGUGUGUUCUAACUACUGCAGUGGUGCAACUAGAACUCAUUACUCCAUUUCAGCUUUACUUCAACCCAGAGUUGAUAUUCAGGCAUUAUCAGAUAUGGCGGCUAGUUACAAACUUCUUAUUUUUUGGACCAGUUGGAUUUAAUUUUUUAUUUAAUAUGAUUUUUCUAUACAGAUAUUGCAGGAUGCUUGAAGAAGGUUCAUUCCGUGGUCGAACAGCAGAUUUUGUAUUUAUGUUCCUCUUUGGUGGUCUGUUGAUGGUUAUAUUUGGGUUGUUUGUCAAUCUUGUGUUUUUAGGGCAAGCUUUUACAAUAAUGCUUGUGUACGUUUGGAGCAGAAGGAAUCCUUAUGUUCGAAUGAAUUUCUUUGGUCUCCUAAAUUUCCAAGCACCUUUCUUACCGUGGGUGCUUAUGGGUUUUUCCCUGCUACUGGGAAAUUCUAUUAUUGUCGAUCUGCUAGGGAUUGCAGUUGGCCACAUAUAUUUCUUCUUAGAAGAUGUGUUUCCAAAUCAGCCUGGAGGUGGUAGAAUUCUUAAAACGCCAUAUAUUUUGAAAGCUAUUUUUGAUGUACAAGAAGAAGAUCCAAAUUACAAUCCACUACCAGAAGAUCGUCCUGGAGGAUUUGCCUGGGGUGAGGGACAACGCCUUGGAGGUUAGGAGAAACAGUGCCAACAAUCUAAUGCAGCUGAGCGGGGAACUCACCUCAAGUACCUUCUGGAUUCACAUUCAGCCUGUGGCUAGAGACAACUGUACAGUUCUCCAGAACAGGAAGCACUUUAUGUUUAAUUGGCUGAUCCGGAAUCCUUUUCAACUUUCCAACUGUGCCUCUCACCUGAGGUUUUGUUUGCAUUGGUACUUGAAACUUUUGGAGCCAAGUAACUGGAAACUGACUCAAAUUAAGAAGGCCAUGCUACAUGUUUAAAUGGAUUUUAAAAGUGUUGUGUGUAUUUUUCUUAAUUUCUUUGAUACAGAUAAGGAUACAAUGCAAUCUUUAAAAAAAA